Molecule: messenger RNA, 2362 nt
Organism: Toxorhynchites rutilus septentrionalis
Lineage: Eukaryota; Metazoa; Arthropoda; Insecta; Diptera; Culicidae
Product: Fanconi anemia group M protein-like
Exons: 3
Coding region: 208-2148 (646 amino acids)
Biological process (GO): replication fork reversal; interstrand cross-link repair; double-strand break repair via synthesis-dependent strand annealing
Molecular function (GO): ATP binding; hydrolase activity; four-way junction helicase activity
Source: RefSeq, a predicted model, not a curated record
UCGUAGCAUCGUGUAGCGCUGGCUUAAGGACAUUGAUCGAUCAAUCAAUUAAUCGGACACCACUAUUUACAAGAAAAAAAUAUCUGGCGCUGCUGGCCACUGUUGAUUGUCUAAAUUUUUAUGUUGCUCGCAGUGCAGGUGUUGUAGCAUGUGCAUCCUAUAAAUAUUGAGACCCUCGUGAAUAUUGUAAUAACUUGUGAAAAACAAAUGUGGCCGACAAUGGCAUCGCUUCAUUCUGCUUGUUCAAAUGAAAACGUGCCUACAUUGCCGAUAACUGCGGAGGAAGGUUGUGAUCUGGUAGCAGAGUUUGUAGCAAAUGAUCAUCGAUUUCAGAUGGGAAUACAACAUCCAAAUCCUUAUGCUGGGUUCAGUCCGUAUACUGGAAUUGAUUGGCUUUAUCCAAUCGAUUGCUCUACGCCAGAUUAUUUGCCACUAAUCGCUGAAAGAGUGUUUUAUCACAAUUCGUUAAUAAUUCUUCCGACCAAAUUCGAAAAAUCCUUCAUAACCGCUGUAUUGAUGCAUAACGUGUAUCGCUGGUAUCCGUUGGGAAAAAUUGUUUACAUAACCUCAAAGCGCAAACUAGUGGAAGGGCAGCAAAGGGCAUGUCAACAAUUCAUGAAAUUUAAUUUGAUGGAUGUAGCAGAAAUGAAUAUGAGGGCAAAAGAUCGAAUUUAUUUUUGGAUGGCGAAACGAGUGUUUUUUAUAACUACGCAAAUGAUGCUCACCGAUUUGGGAAAAUUGUCCGAGAUAUUGAAUAAAAUCAAGCUGGUCGUUAUUGAUGAGCCACAAACUGAUAAUACCUACCAUACCAAAAUCAUUCAGAAAAUAGCGGAACAUAAUAAAAAUUUCCGUAUCAUGUGUGUCUGCUUGACUUCAAGUAAAUCGAUUGAUACUAGUCUGCUGAAGGAAUGGCUCAUUACAAACAUUGAGUUACAAUGGGCCAACCCGUAUGGAACAACUGACAAAUGGUUGAUGAACAAAAAGGAAAUAAGCUGUAUCAGCACUCCGUCAGGACCUACUCUUACGGCGCUUCUAGUAGAGCUGGCAGCUAUUUCGCAAUGUUAUAUCAAGGAUUUACGUCUAUCGAAAUCGCUUUCCAAUUUAUCGUUCGAGAAUAUAACCAUCGCACGCAUCCGACAAGAACGCGAAAUAUAUGAGCAAUCAGUCCUCGCAGGAACUUUACGGCCAGAUCAUUACAAUAUUAUGCAAAACUUUCAUUUGGCGGAAAAAAUGGUUCAAGCCUAUCGCAUCCUAGAGCGUGACGGUAUUGUGGCUCUUCUCGAGCAUCAUGAACGGUCCAAUGAUAUUUAUAUUCAGACCAUUCAGAAGUUUAGCGAGUUCAUGAAUAAACUCAAACAGGGCAUUUAUACUAUACCGCACCCAAAGUUUCAAACAUUAGACAAUUUUUUAUGCGAAUUUACGCAGAAAAGCCAACAUGCACGGAUCCUGAUAGUGGUGGAAAAGCUGGAUGCUGCAUUGAUUAUUCAUGGAAACUUGAGGAAAUUUCCAAGUGUUUCGCAUAGAGUACUAAUCGAUUCCGAUUACUCGCAUUACGUUGAAAUGUUCCGCAGUGGAACCGUUAAUAUUUUGAUCGUCCCGGUUGAAGUUGAACCGGCAAUCGAUGUUGGCGAAACGGAUCUUAUCGUUUUGUUCAGUAUGACGGAUCAACCAAGGGAUUUUCUGGCGCGUAUUGCACGCACAAGGGGCGCAACCCCAGGGGCUAUCAUAAUUCUGACCACCGCAGGAUCGGAGGAACAGGAAAUUAACGAGAUAAUCAACACACGCCAUAUGCAUUACUUGGAGAAUCGAAAUAUUAUUCCUAUCGGCGUGGAUUUGUCAGGACUUAUGGGGCAGACAUUUCCAUCUUUGAUUCCUCCUGGUUUCCAACCAAAAGGAAAGCAUAUCGUUUUCAAUGAUCCGCUGGUUCAGUUUGAGAUCUCUAAUAAGCGUUUAUCUGCUAAAGAUGUACUGCCGCAGGCUGGUGGGAAGCGAAGAUUUAUUGACGUAUUAUCGGACAGGCCCAGUAUGCUUGACGUAGUAAAUGGACAGAUGUACCACGAGGUUGUACAAAUCGACCUCAUGGAGGUACGCGUAAGUGCUCAAAUCGACGAAGUCAAAAGAGAGAAUUCAACAUUGUUGUAUCAGUGAGCGUUAUUCUUUUUGUUAAAAUAGUUUUUUGUUUUAUUUUAUAUCCUUAUGACAUGUUUUUCAUGAUAUUUUUAACGCCUUCCAGGUGUUUGAAGGUACACUGAAUAUGUAGUAUUUUGUUUGUGACGAUUGAGUCACAAAUCGAUAAAUGGUUUUGUUAUUGUAAGGUUUGUUCAAUUAAUGCUAAUACAUUUGCAAGUAUUUUGAUAUUUAA